This is a messenger RNA of Aspergillus tanneri, 1215 nucleotides long. RefSeq lists its product as uncharacterized. The record is from RefSeq and is a predicted model, not a curated record. NCBI's taxonomy places the organism in Eukaryota, Fungi, Ascomycota, Eurotiomycetes, Eurotiales, Aspergillaceae. The transcript has a single exon. The coding region runs from base 1 to 1215 and encodes 404 amino acids.
AUGGCCUUUCGAUCAGAACCGUUGUCUGUCCAUCCCUUCCGCUCGUCUUCAUCCUCGUCUUCUGCUGCUGCUCCCGUAUUUGUCCGCCAGAGUGACCAUCAGGCUCACCACCUGAGUCGGGAUGAGUCCACGCUGGACGAGUCGACUCGGGCAUAUCGAACUACAGCUCUACGGCAAUCAAAUGGGACUCCGAAAUCCGCGGUGCAGUCUUGGAAGAACCGACAGGCCUUUCAUCCAGGUAUCCGACCCUCCACGCUGGCCUCGCAACCUGUGCUGGUGAGGGCCUAUUCUGGCGGCCCUGAGGAUUCCUCGCCCGCGCCCACCAUGUCUCUUCGACGGUCUUUUCCCUUCGUUCGGGGCUCUCGUCCUCAGCGACGGGUGCCUAUGUUUCCCUCCGACGAGGAGUUCAGUAUCGAUGGGAUUCUGCGCGCCAUCGAACCUAACAUUCGCACCACGCUGGAUUCGAUCGGAGAGAUCUGCGGACGCAGCAAACUCAGUUUGGCCAACGAGUAUGGCAGCCAUAUUGCACCGCUCGGGGAAAUUCGUGCUCCCCCGGGUGGGCUGUUGACCGUCGAGGAGACCAGCUCGGACCAUGAAAGGCAAGCGUCUGACAAUGUGGUCAUUUACGACGACGAGAACAGCGUGACGGAUGGGCGCGAUCACAUUUCAUUCUCCCACUAUGGAUAUUUCGAGCAUGCAAGACCGCCCAUGACCACGGCUCCUCCAUAUAGGGGAUUCCAGCGAGCCACGUUGCCUGCGGGCGACGUUUCGUCCAUGCCAGGCGAGUCUACCACUCUACGAUCUGCGCGAUUUAACCCGAUAUCAGAUCCCAACGCUGCUCUGAGACCAAGCGCUACCAGUGGAGAAUCUACAUCCCAGCGCCGAUCCUAUGGCCGAGCACUGCUGGGAAGGGAGCUCGGAUCCGAUCGAACCCAGGGUAUCUUAACACCGGCGCUAGUAUCGGAGAUUCUCCUCGACGCCCAAGCGGAUGGCCGCCCCGGGGCUGAUAUCCUGGGAGACCGUAGAAAUUCACCCGGGGGGGCACACCAGCCAUCAACAAUUGUCGAUGUGCGAGCCCUCUUUGGUUGGCUCAUGCAUUUCGCCGGCCAUGGGACAGAUUCGGGUGAGUCCAACCUCACAGCCGAGAUGAGAUUGCGAGCGAUGCUGGAACGGCCGAGGGAGCAAGUGUUGUCCGAUGUACACUCGAUUGGAUGA